Daktulosphaira vitifoliae (grape phylloxera) is the source of this 2099-nucleotide messenger RNA. Its product is annotated as venom protease-like. Gene Ontology annotation, molecular function: serine-type endopeptidase activity. Bases 155 to 1309 code for a protein of 384 amino acids. Gene Ontology annotation, biological process: proteolysis. Lineage: Eukaryota; Metazoa; Arthropoda; Insecta; Hemiptera; Phylloxeridae. The transcript has 8 exons. The record is from RefSeq and is a predicted model, not a curated record.
CAGUAGGAAUGGUUGGCUAAUACAUCGAAGUGGUUAGUAGCUAUUCGGAUUUUCUUCAAUGAUGAUAUUAACGUUAUUAAAAUAGCAUUAAUUGCUUAAAAAAUUAUACGAACACUUAUACAUUACAUAUUAUAGAAAAUUUUAUUAAAGCAAAAUGAAUAUUUUAACAAUAAUAGUGUGUGGUAUUAUCAAUUUAAAAAUUUGUCGCGGCAACUUACUACAAUUGAAUGAAGGUGAGGUGUGUACAAAUUUUGAAAAUAAUAUUCCAAAUUAUAUUUGCCGUCGUCACCAAGAUUGUAUUGCCGCUCAAAAUAUUCAUCAACGGAAAAAUAUUCGCCUUUGUUCAUUUGUUGGUUUGGAACCAAUUGUAUGUUGUCCUGGAAAUAACAAAAUUAGAAAUUCUAGUACCUCAGAACCUUUAAAAACUAAAAUAUCAUAUACAGCCUCUGAAAUGUGUCAUCAAUACUCAGCAUAUUAUAGAAAAUAUAAUAAGAAGUCAAUAAUAACUGAAGAACUCGUAAAGAAUGAAGGUGACAAAGUAGAUAUCGUUGGUGGAACUAAAACAAAACCAAAAGAAUUUCCACACAUGGCUAUGAUUGGGUAUGGUGAUUCAAUCAGCAAUGUUCAUUGGGAUUGUGGUGGAUCUCUAAUUAGUAAAGAAUGGGUUUUAACAGCAGCCCAUUGUGAACGUUCGGUGACAUUUGGUAUUUCACGAUGGGUUCGUCUUGGUGAACUUAAUUAUGCAGAUGAAACCGAUGAUGCAAAACCUGAAGAUUAUGAUAUUAUUCUUCGUGUAUCACACCCAGACUACCGGCAAACUGUAUCUCGAUAUAAUGAUAUAGCUUUAUAUAAACUAGCAAAGGAAGUUAUUUUUUCGGAAUAUAUAUUACCAAUUUGUUUAAAUGCAGACCCUUCUUUAGUGACAAACGAGUUAAUAGCUACUGGUUGGGGACAAAUUGAAGAUGCUGGUCCAGCAAGUGAUGACUUAUUAAAAGUGACUUUAAAUUUCACACCAGUUAACCAAUGUAAUAAAACUUACUCCAAAAAUUUAAAAAAUAUGAAAUUGCCAAACGGCAUUCUUGAAAUGAGUCAAAUAUGCGCAGGUUCUGAUGAAGAUGGAAAAGAUACAUGCAGAGGAGAUUCUGGUGGACCACUUCAAGUUAAAAAUCCAAUUUAUGAGUAUGGGAUGUUUUUGCAAGUCGGAAUAACUUCUUUUGGUCAAAACUGUGGUUUCAAAGAUUCACCUGGGGUUUAUACUAAGGUAUCAUACUACACAACUUGGAUAGAAAAAGUAAUUUGGUCAAUGUAAUAAAAAAUUCAAAUUAUGUUGUUGCAAUGUAAAAAAGUCAUUUUCAAUUAAUUUGAAAAAAUUUCGAAAACCAAAAAAACUGCAUAUAUAUGAAGAUAGUAUCAAAAAGCAGCCAAUUUCUGAAGAAAAUUUUUAUUAUUUAAAUGAGAUAUAGUUCUCUUAGCUAAAAUUGUUUUAUCCAAGCUAAAACCCAAGUUCUUAUUAUAAUACAUAAAACAUGUACAAUAUAAGUGUAUUUAACUAUUGAAGACUACCUUCGAAAAUACUUUCUUAUUACAAUAAACAUAAUGUUUAUCAUGAAUCAAAAAAAUAAAUAAAACUAUAUUUUGUACAUUUUUAUGAACUACAAUAAAUAUCAAGUUUCUUUCAAAAUAAAUUGUUUCUAAGGAUAGAUUUUAGGGAUAACUUUCUAAAGAUAGAUGAAACUUAAAAUGUUAAAUGAUCAACUAUACUAAAAUAAUACUCACAAAAGUUUUAAUAAAUUAAUACUUUUUUUUUAUUUCAAAAAUUUGAAUUCUUUUCACUAUGUGAAUGACUCAUUAAAGUGUAAAAUUAUUAUUGUAAAAUAUGCUUUUAAAUAAUAAUUUAGAACGUAAAAGAUAUUUUUUUUUAUUGUCACAUCUUUCUUGAAUAUUAUGAAUUAUAAAUUUUGAAAAAUAUUUUAUUAUUAUUGAGGAGUAUUCAGAAAUAAUUUAAUGUUUUUUACCAAUAAAAAUGUUAUAGAAUUUUUUUUCUAAAAAUCAAAAUGAUGAUAAAAAAAAAGGUUAUUAUUGCCAUAUUUCUUAAAAGU